Thermothielavioides terrestris NRRL 8126 is the source of this 291-nucleotide messenger RNA. RefSeq lists its product as uncharacterized. The record is from RefSeq and is a predicted model, not a curated record. The transcript is spliced from 2 exons. Lineage: Eukaryota; Fungi; Ascomycota; Sordariomycetes; Sordariales; Chaetomiaceae. Bases 1 to 291 code for a protein of 96 amino acids.
AUGGAAAUCGGGGACAGAAUACAGGUACACACGUACGCGUACCCACCUGAGUUACACAAACACACCCUCACCGUCUACCACCAGCGCCUGCCGCUCGGGGCCUUGCUGCUCGGCUGCAUCAUCAGGCCAACCUCUUCACGGCCCCUCCUCGCCGCAGCCGUCGCCGCAGAGGCGGGCUACGGAUACUGCAGCAUGACGCUCACUCGCGGCAGCGCGGCGUUGGGAUACCGCUGGGAGGACCUCGCGGCUGACUACUCGGCCUCGCCUGCGGUGGACGGCCCUGACUGUUAA